UCUGUGGGGCUCUGUCCAGUACAUAUGGUACAGUAGGGUACGGGAGGUGCAAGCUGAACGAGCGCAGUAAGAAGUUUUGUCGCGCGCCGUUUUGCUGUGUGUUGUUGGUGGGUGCCAGGAUUCUACUAAUGGCUUGUAACGACGAUGAGUGCGAGCCAGUACUAGCGACCAGUGACCGACAAAUCUACUGUGCAUCCAACACGUGCUGUGCUAACGGCUCUGGCAGUGUCAUAAAGGAUCUCCACUUCUACAGGUUCCCAGAGGACGCCAAACGCUGUAGGCAGUGGAUAGAAAACUGUGGAAACUAUGCACUGUCUGCAAAACCUGUGGCAGAUGUGUGCCAUAGUAACUAUUUGUGCAGAACGCACUUCGACGCGACCCAGUUUGAAUUAAACGAUGGCUCCCGCCGUUUAAAACCCGACGCUGUACCGACUGUCUUUACGCCUGUCAAUUUCCAACACUUGGAAAUGGACCACGACUAUUUAACUGUAUCGCCGUGUGUCAUUAAGCAGCCUCUUAAAGCGAAGUCGCCCACUGUACUAAGGGUUGUGCCGCAAGGAGUUACCAGAUUGAAAAAUUCGCCAAGUGAAGGUUCACAAGCAGCACUGCGAACGUCAGCCGAGGGUUCUGAGUCGAUUGAGAGGACGACGUCUAACAACAGCAUGGACCUUUCUGGCACAAAUGAUGUAGAUACAGCUGAACUGCCGCCAACAGCCGUGACGCAUGCUCAACCCCACGCAACAGUAGCGGCAGCAGUGCCGCUGAAGGUUGUGUCUGGUGCUCCGCACAGAAGACAACAAAUAGGCCAUCUGCAGCGAAAACAACCUAUAUUGCUAACCCGGCGCCUUGCGCCAUCUGCCAAAGAAACUCCUCUGCAGAAAUACAUGCUACUUUGUGCAGAAUUUAAAAGUGAGCUGAAGUUGUUAGAGAAACGCAAAGAAACCUUGGAGAAAUUGUUUGCAGGUGUCCAGGAGCUAUUGUUUCAAGAAGCAGAACUGCUGAAUACGGAGGACACCGCACUUUUAGUGGGUUCUCUUGUGAAAUUUCAGCAUGAGCGGUAUUGCCGAAAGCCAGAAGGUCUGAUUGAAAAAGUGCUGUGCUCAGUGUGGUCAAAAUAUCGGAAGAAACAGCCACGAAAGGUGCAGCAACGACCAUUUGCUCAAGUUGCAGUCUUUGUUCUGGACAAGUCAAAACCAGGGCGAGUCAUUCUCGGGAAGCGCAAGAACUUUCUUGGUGGAGGCUUGUACCAGGUUCCUUGUGGAGAAAUUGAAUUUGGAGAGACAUGGGAAGACGCAGCAUGUAGAGAGGUUUUUGAAAGUACAGCAAUACAUGUUCGCGAUUUGUCAGUGUGUUCUGUUGUAGACACUGUGGAGCAGACUGCAGGCUAUCAUGCAGUGACAGUGUUUAUGCGAGGCUCUGUAGAUGGUAGCCAAGCAGCACAGCCUGAAGCGAUGCAACCUGACUUAUGUGACUCAUGGCACUGGAGGCAGUGGCAAGAGCUGCCAAGCCUGAAUGAACUGCACUGGCCUCUUAGAGACUAUAAAGCUGAAGGUUUGCAGCCUUUUCCCUGAUGCGAUUUGCUGGACAUUGGUAAUGUUUCUCUGUAUUGUGGGCUUUACGGCCAUAAGGUCUACAUUUGCUUAUUGCAAUAUUUUUCUGUAUAUGAACUUGGCUACUGUGUCUUUAUUGGAGCCUAAUUUUUUAUAUAAUUGUAUGUUUUAGCAUUCGUGUGUGUAGAUGGAAGUCACAUUGAAAAAUGUGGUUUAUCAAGUAUACACCAAGAAUUCAGUUGUAAGAACUGUAAAUCAGGUGUUCUGCAAAAAUCCCUCUGGGUUUUACGCAGAGAAGGCAGCUCCUGCAUUUUAAAGAGGCCCUGCGACCAUUUUAUACUAGCUAAGUUCUGCAUCACUGUGUGUUCCUUGUGUUAUCCUGAGGGGAAUAAAAAAAGAAUUACGAUAAUUGAAGCGGCCAAACAGGUUUUUCAAGUUCCAAAUUCAAAAUAAAAGCAGACAGGAUUAAAGAGGCAUACCUUUUCGCAUUUCACUUGCCCACUAAGGACUCAUGCUGCUUCUAAACAAAAUGCGUCUUGCAUCACAAGUUACCGGAAGUUUUCCCAUUGUAGCCCUUCCCCUCAUAACCUUGCUUGAUAUGGUGGUGCCAUCUAAGGUGCCUGAAAACCCAUCUUCUCACGCACAGUAAAUUUGAUGACUAGCCAUUGGAUGCUUGUAAAUAAUAUACGGAAUGAACUUUACACACUGUUCAUUACA
This is a messenger RNA of Dermacentor albipictus, 2267 nucleotides long. RefSeq lists its product as uncharacterized. Gene Ontology annotation, cellular component: cytosol. Gene Ontology annotation, biological process: dGTP catabolic process. The record is from RefSeq and is a predicted model, not a curated record. Lineage: Eukaryota; Metazoa; Arthropoda; Arachnida; Ixodida; Ixodidae. Gene Ontology annotation, molecular function: 8-oxo-7,8-dihydrodeoxyguanosine triphosphate pyrophosphatase activity.